AGGCUAGAGAAUUGAAUACUUAUAUAAUAGUAAAUUAUCAAAACAGAUACCAGACCGAACUUCCUGCUCUACAGACAAAGUUUGACGAAGCCGCGCUAGCAUGCAAAGCGCAAAUCAACAAAACUAUUCAUACCUGUCUGGCCUGUAUAGGAAGGAACCCCAAUUCUGACCAUUCACCGGACAGUUUUGGAUAUGAUAAAGUGAUUUUAGGUGUUAUCCCAGCCGUUAGUGAUUUGGACAAUUUCGGAAAUGGAGUUAAAGUUGCUUUGGAAAAGGAUCCAACUUUUUUUACGGAAACAUUUCCAGAAACAGUCGACAAAAUUGGAAAAGAGAUCGAUAUAUUUGUCACAGGCACUAUUCCAAAAACUGUCAAGAACAUUGGCAAAGAGAUUGAUAAUUUUUUCACUGGUAGACUACCAGCUACAACUGAAACUGUAGGAAAGCGUUUGGACAAAUUCUUCACCAGUACAAUACCGAAUUUAGGGAAAACAAUUGGUAAAGACUUCAAAAGAUUUGGUAACGCCAUUAAAGGUUUAUUCGGACUCAGAAGGAGAAGAGCAACAUCAGGGUGUCCUUCCUGCGACUUAAUCGACACAGCAAAGAAAACCGCGAAAGAAAUUUGGAGGGAUGUCUGCGGCGAUACCGUGUACAACAUCUUUAAAAAUAAAUAUACCAAUAUGGUAAACAUAUUCCAGUGGCUGAAGGAUGGAAAUAUAAUCGUUACCCAG
Mizuhopecten yessoensis (Yesso scallop) is the source of this 728-nucleotide messenger RNA. RefSeq lists its product as uncharacterized. The annotation marks the transcript as partial. The record is from RefSeq and is a predicted model, not a curated record. NCBI's taxonomy places the organism in Eukaryota, Metazoa, Mollusca, Bivalvia, Pectinida, Pectinidae. The transcript is spliced from 4 exons.